UGAGGCUAGGGCUUUGAAAAUCCCAGAAGACGACGACCACGAACGUGCACAUCGCGGCAUCGAAUCGCCAGUAGGAAGGGGGCAAUUCUUCCGCGAGCUCAGCGAUGGCGCUCGAGGUGCUGACCGCCUUGGACAAGGCCAAGACGCAGUGGUACCACUUCACGGCCAUUCUCAUCGCGGGUAUGGGCUUCUUCACGGAUGCUUACGAUCUCUUUUGCAUCUCCACCGUCACCAAGCUCCUGGGAAGGAUCUACUACUACGAUUCAACCACUGGAAAGCCCGGAGCACUCCCAGCAAACGUAGCGGCGGCCGUCAACGGUGUGGCCUUUUGCGGGACUCUGUCCGGCCAGCUCUUCUUCGGCUGGCUCGGUGACAAGCUGGGACGAAAGAAAGUCUAUGGGAUGACGCUCAUGCUCAUGGUCAUCUGCUCGAUCGCCUCGGGUCUCUCCUUCGGCCACACUGCCAAGUCGGUGAUGACAACGCUGUGCUUCUUCCGGUUCUGGCUUGGAUUCGGCAUCGGUGGCGACUAUCCUCUCUCGGCCACGAUCAUGUCCGAGUAUGCCAACACCAAGACGCGCGGGGCAUUCAUCGCGGCGGUGUUUGCCAUGCAAGGAUUUGGAAUCCUGGCCGGCGGGAUAGUGUCGCUGGUGAUCUCCGCGGCGUUCAACCAUGCUUAUCCGGCGCCAUCUUUCAACGAGAAUCAGAUAGCAUCCACUCCAACCGAGGUGGACUUUGCGUGGAGGCUCAUCUUCAUGCUCGGAGCCAUCCCGGCGGCGCUUACGUUCUACUGGCGGAUGAAGAUGCCCGAGACCGCUCGCUACACGGCUCUAGUGGAAGGGAAUCUCAAGCAGGCCACGCAAGAUAUGAGCAAAGUUCUCGAGAUGGAGGUGGCCACGGAGCCUGUCAAGCAUGAGUCCCCGAUGCGGAAGCUAAAGUUUGGUCUCUUUACGAAAGCGUUUGCGAGGCGACACGGCCUCCAGCUCCUGGGCACCACGACUACAUGGUUCUUCCUCGACGUCGCCUUCUACAGCCAGAACCUCUUCCAAAAGGACGUUUUCACCGCGGUGGGAUGGCUCCCGGGGCCUGGAAGUAUGAGCGCGAUGGAGGAAGUCUACAGGAUCUCGCGAGCACAGACACUGAUCGCGCUGUGCUCCACGGUUCCCGGGUACUGGUUCACGGUGGCUCUCAUCGACAGGAUUGGACGCUUCACCAUCCAAGUCAUGGGCUUCUUCAUGAUGACCGUGUUCAUGUUCGCGCUCGCCAUCCCCUACUACAAGCUCCGCGGGGACAAGUGCGGUGACAGCUUCUGCGGCGGCCACCACAUGACGUUCAUCGUGCUCUACUCGCUCACCUUCUUCUUCGCAAACUUUGGGCCCAACUCCACCACUUUCAUCGUCCCCGCGGAGCUCUUCCCGGCCCGGCUGCGAUCGACUUGCCACGGGAUCUCGGCAGCGGCUGGAAAGGCCGGAGCCAUCGUUGGAGCUUUCGGGUUCCUCUACUUGUCGCAGAACCAACACGAAGGGCAGCAGGAGCAUGGCUACCCGACUGGAUUGGGGAUCCGGACGGCGCUACUGAUGCUGGGAGGAUGCAACGCUCUGGGGCUCCUGUUUACGUUCUUUGUUCCAGAGACAAAUGGACGGUCGCUCGAGGACUUGUCUGGCGAGAACGAGGAGGAGAUGUCUGCCACUCCAGCGGCGCUCCAGGAUGUAUGAGAGAAGAGAGAAAGAAAAGAAAGAAAUUUCUCCUCUCGCUGUAGUACUUGAAAGUUUCCGGAGAACUUUAGCUGUUUGUACGAAGAUUAAUUUCUUCAUGUUGGCAUUCAUUGCAACGAUUGUCGCAUGA
Messenger RNA from Selaginella moellendorffii, 1842 nucleotides. RefSeq names its product inorganic phosphate transporter 1-1. Lineage: Eukaryota; Viridiplantae; Streptophyta; Lycopodiopsida; Selaginellales; Selaginellaceae. The transcript is spliced from 2 exons. The record is from RefSeq and is a predicted model, not a curated record. Gene Ontology annotation, molecular function: phosphate transmembrane transporter activity. Gene Ontology annotation, cellular component: membrane. Gene Ontology annotation, biological process: transmembrane transport; phosphate ion transport. The coding region runs from base 105 to 1712 and encodes 535 amino acids.